AUGAGCAUAUCAAAUUUGCCCCCCCAAAGGCCUCAGCAUACUAUUUCCCUACAUAGCCAACUUCCAUCCUUGGAUAACCCAUUUCUCAAUGCAUUGUUUAACAAUACCAAAAUCAAUUCAAACAAUUCUUUGCAUGACGUUGUGGAUCAGAUCUCAAAGUAUCCUGGUGACUACAUAAUAUUAGUUCCUGAUACAAAAUUUCUUCUACUCAGUGUAGAUCAAGACACUGAUAAGUCAUAUAAAGAGUUAUCUACAGAAAGCGAUUUCAUCCAAUCGCAUAUUAUCAAGGUCAAUUUACACAAGUACGAAAGUUCCAUUCCCAAUUCUAUCUCUUCUAAGCAAUUGACGACCCUCAACAACAAAACCAUCACGAUACGGAAAAGUCUUAUACAGAACGUAAAGGGAUUUAAACAUGAUUUUAGCGUAAGGAUUCUUGAUCAACUGUUUUUCAGAUCGUUCGCCAAUUACAUUCCAUUUGGGACUAACUUUCACUUGUUCAUGAUUGAAGAAGCAUUAAUUGGCAAUCCUUUAUAUUCUGGAUUGAAGAAGGUCAAAAACUUGGAGCUUGUUGUUCCAAAGAAGCUUUCUAGUUACAUUGAUCUUGACGUAACAGAUGACGAUGCAGGCAUUGGUCUUGACACUUCUCCUAUUUCAUUCGAUGACGUUCUCAGGGAAGUACCACAACUUGGUGCAGAAGUUGGUGAGCCGUUCAAGAGACUUUUUCAAGAGUUUUCAGUACGUAAUGUGACCACCGAGAUAGAACUCAGCGAUGCUUUCACUGGUGUGAUGAGCAAAGGAAGUUCCGUAGUCAAUUCCCUUUCCGAUAGUAUCUGCAAGGAUAUUUAUACACAAUUUCCGGAUUUAGAUCUCAGGCAGGCGAUCUUUAAUUAUAUUGAAAUGAACAUUUAUGAUCGAUUCUGGGCACGUUAUUUGGAGAUUCAUCCUCAUAGAGAGGAUUCUAUCGUCAACAAGGCAUAUACCCGCUUGAAAGACCUUAGCAUUACUCAAGUGGGACUACCAGAAAGAUGGUUCGUUGAUCCUGACAAGUUUAUUUCCCUUGAGAAAAGAGUCCUAAGUGCCAUUGCCGAGUUCAGGAAGUUAGAGUUUGCCACCACCACUUUUGAGAAGUGCUCUAUCAUCUGCCGCACUUUCAGGUAUCUCUCUGAUAGAACUUCCGUUGCCAGCAAAUCUUCAAACGGCUCACUUAUUGAUGCUGAUACUCUCAUCUCCCUAUUUCUUUUAGUGGUUUCUCAUGCUGGGGUGUUCAAUUUGAACAGUCAUCUAAACUAUAUUCGAAGCUACUCAUUCAUGGAUGAUUCGCUUGAGUCGGGAUUUGUUGGAUAUGCUUUGUCCUCUUUUGAAGCAGUGCUUAACUAUUAUGAUGAUAAAAGUAGCCUAAAGCAACUUGAGCAGUAUUCUGAUAAGAACAAUGAGUUAUGGCAACUAAUAAUAUCGGUUUCUUCGGAUUCUAACGAAAAUAAUACGGAAAAUGAUGCCAGCAAUGACAAUAAUAUUAUCAAAAAAGUGUGCCAUCUCAUAGAUCCAUUUGAUGAUGGAAUUAAUAUUCAUUGGGAUUGCUUCUUGAGAAGCCGUACAUUGAAUGGAGAAUCCUGUUUGAUGCUAGCUUUACUGCAAAAUAAUUUCAAAUUGUUUAAAGCAAUGUUAGACUACCGAUUUGUGUUCACAUUAGAUGAUAUUCUUGAAGAUAGAAGCAUUGAUGGACUAAAUCUACUUAAUGCAGCCCUUCAAUUGAAGCAUCCACUCGUCGGCGAGUUAGCCGAUAUUAUUUUACAGGCAGAAGAGGGUGAAAUCGAGAGCUACUCUAAUGCGAAGGAUAAUAAAAGGCGGUUAUUAGGCCACUUCUUGUUUCAUGACUAUAGGCUUAUCCCUAAAUUUGGCAGAUAUAUCGAUUGGAGAGCUAAAGAUAUUACUGGAAAGACUCCUUUCUUUACAAUAGUUCGAUGCUAUGAUCAUCCAAAUUAUGUAGAUCUUCUGAAGGUCACUAUGAAAUCCAUUUCUGCUUGGUAUGAAAUGAAAGGUAUGAGAUUUGAUUACAAAGAUCAUAUCGAUAAUAAAGGAAACACUCUAAUUCAUGCGAUCAAAGAUGGUCAGAGUUUAAAACAAUUUCUCUCUGAAUAUUUGUGCUUGAAUUUGAACUAUUUCAAUAAUAAUCAGCAGACUCCUUUGAUGCAGUAUGUACGUUACAAUCGUCUGUCCAACAUUGAGGCAAUAUUGAGAGACAGCAGACUUGAUCUACUAAUAUCGGAUCAUCGUUAUCAGCUUACCGCGGAGGAUUAUAUCAAGGUCGAGAAAAUUCAGGAUUCGGACGAUUCGAAUCAAAGAGCUAAUAGGAAAAUUAUGGAUCUACUAGACUCAGAACUGAAUCGAAGGUAUGCUGUUUCGUAUAACGGAUGCAGCUGUUGUGCUGUUAGAGUGAAGUUUGAUGCCAAUCGUGAUCUCUGUAUCUAUUUUAGAUACUAUGAUGAUAACGAAAGCCGAAUGAUCAUUCAUAGCUAUACCGAUUUCAAGAAAUUUUUUAAGCUUCUUAAGUUACAGUAUGCUGAAACUUAUAUUGGGAAUAAUCAGGUGUGGUUACCGGGCUAUAUAGAGAUCAGCGAUAGACUCAACAUAAACUACUCGAAGAAGUUUUGCCUGAACAGACUUCUUCUCACGGUUAACCUGCUUCUUAGUUGUAUUCGUUUCAAUCCUUCAUUGAGAGAGUCGAAAAUCACCAAAGAUUUUCUCUCUGUUCAGAAACCAUUGAAUGAGAUGAACUAUUUGAAAAAAAAACAGAAAAAUGAGGAGAAUAGACGCCAGGAGAUUCUUGGAUCAGAUGACAGCAGACUUUAUAUGUUGAAACCAGAAGAGGUUGGCAAUUACAAGACCUUUUUAAAGUUUUCGAAUGCGGAAUUAAUGAGGCUGUCACGUUCUUUAGACAGAUUCUAUCGUAUGGAAUGUUUCAUGCAUAUGAAACGGGGUGAUCUUGAAUAUGUGAAAGAGAAUUUAGUGUAUUUUGUAGCCAGAAGUGGGAAGAAGGAAUCCAUUGAGGAAAAUUUAGGCUCUAUUCCUUGGAAGCUUCUUCAUAAGUUGGCAGACCGACAACGAGAUAUCCACAACUUGGAAAUCGCAACUUACAAAGACAUCUUUGUUGAGUCGCUGAAGCUUCUAAGAGAAUCGGUUGUGGAAUUGACCAACUGCAUCCUGCGAUUUUUUCAAGGCAAAAUUAGCUGUUGGUGGAAACUAUACGGAGAGAUAAAAGGAAUUGGAGAUGAGUUAGUUAAAAUCUUGAGAGUUGAAAAGGGUAAGAGCGCUCAGUCGGCGGCGGCGUCGUCGUCGUCGUCUUCAUCAUCAUCCCCAUUGUCAUCACCCACAGUGUUAAAUCAGGUAUUGUUGGAAGUAGGAACAUUGAUUGGCACUAUUGAUAACGACUCGGCCAAGGAGUUGCGAUCAAAAAUGGCUACUACAAAUGGGAUAUACGGACUUUUCGAGAGUAAUGGAGGGUACCUAUCAGGAAUUAUAGAGAAACGAAGAGAAGAUUAUACCGUGAAGCUUAUUGAAAGGUUCAAGAAGUUGAAAAACGAGAUGAUUAUGCUCAAUAUUGAUCUGAAGAAAGAGUAUGAGGACUUGUGUAUAGAACUCAAUAACUUCUACGAGUUUCGAGGAAAGGUUAUGAACUUUGCGUUUAACAACUUGGCAAAGGAUAGAAUUCAAACGUUGAGGCUUCAAAAGGAGAUGAUGAUGAAUUAUAAGUCGUGGGAAAAUGUAUAA
Brettanomyces nanus is the source of this 3768-nucleotide messenger RNA. RefSeq lists its product as uncharacterized. Gene Ontology annotation, molecular function: guanyl-nucleotide exchange factor activity; SNARE binding. Gene Ontology annotation, biological process: early endosome to late endosome transport. Bases 1 to 3768 code for a protein of 1255 amino acids. Gene Ontology annotation, cellular component: tubular endosome; transport vesicle; late endosome. NCBI's taxonomy places the organism in Eukaryota, Fungi, Ascomycota, Pichiomycetes, Pichiales, Pichiaceae. The record is from RefSeq and is a predicted model, not a curated record. The transcript has a single exon.